GUCCGGAUGGCUUGAAAGUGCUAAAAACCCCGGGCGUUUUUUGUUCCCCCUGCGACUUCGCUGCCCGCUGUCUCAUCCAGCCGCCUGCCUCCCUCCUUCGCCAGCUUUGCACAUUUAUGGUUGGCCAGUCGGCUCCCGCCUGCCAUUGCCGCCUGGACUACAAAACGUCCGCACCGGUAGAGACGCUUUGCGGCGAGCUCGUUUCAACCUGCCGCUGCAUGGCAUCCAAGAUCUGCACUUGGAAGGAAGCCACCGCAAGCGGAGGAGACGCAAGCCGCGCUCUGCCUCUGUCGCAAAAAGCUUCACCAGGUCCACUUGUGGGUUGAGACCGCUGCCGCACCCCAGUAUUGGGUUCUUGUUCCGCCCACACAUCUCGCGCCUGGAGUCGGUUGGCGUCAUCUGUCUCACGCUCCAUCCCUCACGGACCGCCGACAUGUCGCGAUACUCAUCGGACCGCCAAUCCCUCUCGGGUGCCAACGAGAGGACCUCGUCCGGGCGCUCGCGUGAGGAUUACUCUGAUCGUGGAAACCACGACCGCCGAGACUCGAGCUCUCGCGGCACCUACCGCCGAAAUGAAUACACAGAGAACCGCGACCAUGGCUUCCGCGAUCGUCCCCGCCGAGAAUAUAGUCGCGACGAUCACGACCAUGGCUCCCCCGAUGCCCCCCGCCCCGCCCCUCCGACCGGCCCCAAGAGGUCAGCACCCUCUACACGCCCUGCGCCGGCUCAGGUGUCAAGCAACGGAGCAACUUCCAUCUCCAACCCUUUGGGAGGCAAGCAAGACCGCAGCUCACCGUCAGAACAACUGGUCCAGCUCGUCUGCGACUGGAGCGCAUCCGUGUCCAAACAAGCGGCAGCACAGCUUCGAAAAGACGAGCAGAACAAGUUCUAUGAGCAGAGGGAGGAGUCCUACCAGAGACUCAAGAGAUUACAACGGAACGACUAUCCCUCCAUCAGUCAACAGCACGAGCAAUUCCGGGACCGAGCUAAAGUCGACCUCGACACAGCCACGAAGGAUUACGAGUCACACAAGAACAAGACACUCGAGCUCGCCGAUAAGUUUGCAAUGGUCAUACACACAGCUCUUCCGGAGACCAUGGCUGUCCAACGAUCAGGUUCCCUUUCCGAAGUGGAUCGAAACACUGUCGAGAAGAAUAUUAUGGAUGCUUUUCACAGUAAAUGGAACAAUUGUCAACAAAAACUCGAUAAUAACAUUAAAAAGCUUGGAGACAACAGCUACGGCCUCGAGGUUAUGAAGAGGGAGCAUGAGGCCAUGAAGAGGGAGCUUGAGAUCGUGAAGAGGGAGAAAACCUCCCAAAAGGAGGAGCUUGAGGUCGUGAAGAGGGAGCAAAUCUCCCAAAAGGAGGAGCUUGAGGUCGUGAAGAAAGAGCAAACCUCUCAAAAGGAGGAACUCGCGGCCCUCAAAUCGGCAUGGGACAAGGAGAGAGAAGAGCUCAGGAGAGAGAGACACGAGCUCUGGUCGGCCUGGGCGAAAGAGAGAUCAGAACUCACGUCGGCCUCGGCGAAAGAGAGAUCAGAACUCACGGCAGUGUGGGAGGAAGAGAGAUCGAAGCUCACGUCGGCCCUCGAAGGAGAGGCGAAUGGGCUCCAGAGCCUGAAAAGCGACCUGGAUAAGCUGAGAGAUCGAGCCACGCAGCUUGAGUGCGCGACCCGGGUGCUCGACAACGACGUCUUCGACAGGUGGUGGGAUUUCGUCGAUAACCAGCUACCCAUUAUCACCAAAGACAUGGAAGAAAUCAAGGCCAUGCCGCGGCCGGCUGCAGACACCGCCGGGGGUGCGACCCACGUGUGCGACGGCGCCAAGGCAGCCGAAAAACUUCAGGCCGAGUUCAGUAGGCUUCAAGCACAAGUCACAUCGCUCUCAAGACAGGGUUCGGCGGCAGACAUCCAGGCAAAGAUAACGCCCCAUUUGGACGCGAUCAUCGGCAGUUUCGGACAACUAAUUGACGGUGUGAAGAACCGGCUCGCGUUCUUGGAGAACGCAUCACGGGGCCAAUUCAAGGACGAGUUCAAACAGCUCGCCGAGGAGCUUAUGCAGAAACACACGAGCCUGAGGUCGGAAGUUCAACAAAAGUUCGACCAAUUGGAUCUAAUCAUCACCCAGCUCGAUUCUCAAUACCAAAACAUCACCACCAAGCAGAUGGCCGACAGAAUCGCACAGUACUAUCACAGCACGCAACCCCUGACCGAACAAAUAUACACGGACAUCCGGCAGGUUGCGAAGCGACAAGAUCGGAUGGAGGAGCAUAUCAAGAGCAUUUCCGAGGAGCCCAGGCACAAGCGCCCAAGGAUGACGCCGAACGCGGGGAUGCAGCCUAUGCCGAAUGGCUAUGGCAGUUGAACUACACCAACAUUGCUCUUCGAUCGUGGUCUUCUUCUCCAUCUAUAGAGGUCGCUAGCUCCCUAGCCGGUAACGCAGGAUUUAGGGAGCUGAGCCAGGCACCUGUAUUUAUGUAUUCUCUAUUAUGAACGGGCUUGGGGAUACUUACAAAUGGAUGACGACCAACACAAUGCCGAGAACGGUGUGCACUUUAAGGAACGGCAAAGGGGCGUCUCUGGGCAAGGAAGCGUUGGGGGCUUUGCGGCUGUCUUUUAUUCUUAUAUUUUGGUUUAGCUUUGAUCUUCGGCUAGCGGAAACUCUACGACUACGAUACUAGCUGCAAUGGGCAGGUUGGACUUUACAUUUCACGGCAGGUGGCAAGUGCCGAGUUGCCUCUAUUGGUCGGGUACGGUUGGUUCUUGUGAAAAACAACGAGAGGCAGGGACACAUCACUCAGAAAGACAGGAAGUUUAGAUGUAACUUGUGUACAUUGGUAAUGCUACAUGUGGAAAACAUCCGGCCUCUCGCCCGUUGUCGCAGCUGGUCCCACGAGUUCUUGGUGCAUUUUCUUCCUCUGUGGCG
Molecule: messenger RNA, 2923 nt
Organism: Gaeumannomyces tritici R3-111a-1
Lineage: Eukaryota; Fungi; Ascomycota; Sordariomycetes; Magnaporthales; Magnaporthaceae
Exons: 2
Coding region: 434-2362 (642 amino acids)
Source: RefSeq, a predicted model, not a curated record